UCUGGAUCAAUGAUAUUGUAAUUGUAGGUUCCAUGUGCUUUAUGUCUGGAUCUGUUGAAAUGGAAAAUGCCUACCUUCCAGAAAAUGAAGUAGGCGUAUGGCAGUGGUUAUUUGGCAAAACAAUAACUAGCAUUGUUCUUCGCAAUUCUGGAUCAAGUGAUGGAUUUGUUGGAAUUGCUGCACCUUAUUUUGCAAGAAUUCUCCCGAUUGAUUUGGCAAUGUUCAAUGGAGAGAUUUUGUGUCAGCCAGAUGCGUUUCUUUGCUCUGUCAAUGAUGUGAAGGUUAGCAACAUGGUUGAUCAGAGGGGAAGAAAUAUUGUUGCCAGUGCUGAGGGAUUCUUGAGGCAAAAGCUAUCUGGCCAAGGGCUUGCAUUUAUACUUGCGGGUGGAUCUGUUGUACAGAAAAAUCUAGAGAUUGGUGAAGUUCUAGCUGUUGAUGUUUCUUCCAUUGUUGCUGUGACAAGUACAGUCAAUAUCCAAAUUAAAUAUAAUGGUCCUGCAAGAAGGACAAUGUUUGGGGUAAGUAACUUCCAUAUCUCGAGCCUUUUUAUGUAUCCAAUCAAUACUGUUUUCACAAAAAAAAAUCCUUAAAUUUUUGUGAGGGCUCAUGAGCUAUGCAUGUUUGGUAUCUCCCAUCCUCUCUGAAAUUUUUGUGAGGGUUCAUGAACUAUGCAUUUUUGGUAUCUCCCAUCCUCUCUGAUAAUGGUAAGACUUCCAAUUUCCGAGUCUUUAUGCGCAUUGAAAAAGACUUUACCAGCUGACAACUUCAGUAGUAAACUUUGUAAUUUUUGACCAUAUGAUGGCAAAAAUUGAGAUUUUGCAUUCCUAAACUAACUUGGAAUUAAGUCUUCUAAAGUGGGGUGUAGUUUUUUUGUUUUUUUGGGUUUGCACCAAAGAUAUCUUCUAACAGUUAGUCAGAAACCAAUUCUUUUCAAAGUGGAAAGA
Cajanus cajan (pigeon pea) is the source of this 944-nucleotide messenger RNA. The record is from RefSeq and is a predicted model, not a curated record. Lineage: Eukaryota; Viridiplantae; Streptophyta; Magnoliopsida; Fabales; Fabaceae.